AAUUAAGCAAUUGUCACUAAUGGCACAGUGGUGUAAAACAGCGAGCCCCACCGACGGCGUGCUAGUAAUAGUUACACAAUUGUGGUAAUAGGACGUGGUACUAUGGUGUUGUGCUGGAAAAAAAUGCCCCGUAAUCAUGGACUAUAAUCGCGAAGCCAUAAUGCGUGUGUGGAUCAUCGCCAGUUUGGUCGCGCUCGUGAUAUCUGACGACACCACCCCCAUCCCCACUACCACCGAGCCCGUCAUCCCCUGCGACACCUGCGUCAGGGUCAACCAGACCUGCUACGACGUCAACUACCUCUUCGACCUCGAAGCGCCGUACAGAGAACGAAUCGUCAUCUCCAAGCUCGGAAUCCUUAAAUCAUCGAACAUCCUUUAUUUCAGCUUCGAGCCCAAAAUCACCGACGCCGAGUACCAAAAGGUCGGCUUCGUCCACCUCGACAACCCCGGGAACGCGAGCAUCAUAUCUAGCGAGAAGCAGCUCCUGAAUUUCGGCACGUUCGACAUAGACCAGGACAAUGGAAUGGUUUACCUGGGAGGCAGCGACGGGAUUUACGUGCUCGAUUCCAAAAUAAACACCAUAAUGCCUUACAGCUCCCGAGGGGACAGGGUGCUGAGUGUAUUCUACAAGGGGCACAUCUACUUCGUGAGGGACGAGGAGUUCAAAGUCGUGAGGAAGAAGGGGGACAACUUUGACGUACUGUUAGAGCACAUGAUGAUAAGGAACUUCGUUAUAAACAAGUACAACGUUAUCGUUUACGUGUGCACGUACGGGCUGUUCGCUUCCAAGCACAAGGAGACGGUGUGGCUGUCCAACAAUCCGUUCUUUAGGGGUCUAACUAUUGAUAUGUACGGUACGGUGUAUGCCUGGUGGGUGGACGGCAUAUACAAGAUAGACGUAGGCGCUAAUAUUGCGCGCUCCAAGAUCACCAAAGUAGCUCUGAUUCCGGACAUCGGUGCGGUAACGUUUGACAACGACAAUAACAUCAUGUUCACUUCGGGAAAAAGUUUGUUUAGGCUAACUGAAAGUAACGCUACUUAUUGUUAGGAUAUUCUUUAGUAAGCCAUAAAAGUAAACUACUUAUUUAAUGAUUUAAUAAUGUAUUUGCGAAUUGCGUGUUGGUAUACGUAAGAUCCGAAUUACAGAAGAUUUUGGGGAUACCUACGAAUUCAAUUCCCCCGAUUCGUAGGGGGAUACUAUAUUUUUAUACUGUUGUGUUCAUUUCUAUAUAAACUACGCUUACACAAUGUUAUUACUUAAAUAUUAC
Messenger RNA from Aricia agestis (brown argus), 1268 nucleotides. Its product is annotated as ommochrome-binding protein-like. The transcript is spliced from 2 exons. The coding region runs from base 137 to 1048 and encodes 303 amino acids. The record is from RefSeq and is a predicted model, not a curated record. NCBI's taxonomy places the organism in Eukaryota, Metazoa, Arthropoda, Insecta, Lepidoptera, Lycaenidae.